ACGAGAUGAAGAAAAUUAUCUUUUAACAAAAAGUUGGUCAAUAAUUAAAGAAAUUGCAUCUGCUGAAGAUUUCAUUGUCUUUCUUAAAUCACUCGUCGGUCAUGAUAUUAAAAACUUAAUAAAUGGUGUUGAUGAUCAUUCAGAUGAACGUUUAAUUCAAGAAGACACUGUACGAACAUUUAUUCAAGUAAAGCAAAUUAUUGAACCUUUAUUGAUGGAAAAAAAAAAUUUUGGCGAACGUGAAUUUUUGCAAAAGUUACACGAUACCUUAGAAGCGAAUCCAUCUCUGGUUAAUAAUUUGCGACUAUGCCAUGCAAAUACUCAAGCACUGAAGCAUAUGUACGAAAAUAUCUCAAAUCGUGGAGAAGUGACAAAAGAAAGAAUUUUCUUGGCGGUGACAAAAGGUGAAUACUUAUUUAAGAGAACGGAAAAUGACAAUAAUGAAGGUGAAUAUACAGCAACACUAUCAUAUCCUAGCAAAAUUUCACAGGAUGGAAUUGCUAGAUAUAGCUUUUCCGACCUUCAAGAUUUACGUGGUCGUGCCUUAUUAAUUGCGAAGGCUCCUGCUAAUACCAAGG
This is a messenger RNA of Racocetra persica, 578 nucleotides long. The record is from the annotation of a GenBank genome assembly. NCBI's taxonomy places the organism in Eukaryota, Fungi, Glomeromycota, Glomeromycetes, Diversisporales, Gigasporaceae.